AUGACGCUGGAUUUUGGACAAUGUGUAACGACGAGCUCAGGCGACCAAGUGAAGGACAAUUCCACGUUUUACACAGAGGAACUAGCCGAAGAACAAGAACAGAUCAUCAUGGAGAAAGUUUACAGCGAAGCCUUGUAUGCCGUAAUGCACCGUGUCGGCCGAACAGAAUACAGGAAGGAGGACUUAUAUUUUUUCCUGAAAGAUGCCUUCGCACUCGAGGACGACAAGCAUUACGAAUUGCUUCAGAGCGUCGGACAGGAAGAGAAGCCACAGACGUGCGUGGAAGUCUUCGUGGAACGUGCGGAGAAUCUGAUUGCGAAAGACGUGAAUGGUUUCAGCGAUCCCUAUUGUAUGCUGGGCAUACAAUUGGGUGCUGGCGGCUAUGAGGGGACCUGUGACAUGAACAACAUAGAAGCUACCCAAGUUAUGACCACGAAAGUACAGCACGCGAAUCUGAAUCCUGUCUGGAACGAGAAAUUCAUCCUAGAUGUCAAAGACGUUCUUUCGGACUUGUUCCACUUGGAUAUAUGGGACGAAGAUAUCGAGAAGGGAAAUUUGAUCGAAGCCGCUUCUAAAGUGACCGACGUCAGCUCAAUCAAGGGUCUGGGUCGAUUUUUUAAGCAAAUUGCUGAGUCCACGAAGGGAAGCGACGCACAAGAUGAUUUUCUCGGCUGUGUAACGAUCCCUCUGAAGGAAGUUCCUGGAUCGGGGAUAAACGAGUGGCUCCAGUUGACUUCUCGCUUCAGUAAGGGUUCAACGAUAAGAGGUCGGAUCAAGCUGGAGCUGACUAUACGCUGCAGGAAGCGGCGCGGAAAGGAUGUUUCACAGGAAAGCGACUCGCCGUCAGCGGUUCGCACUUACGAGACGCUGUUGACAAUCUUCGCUGAACAGCAGUUGCAACACGCUCAGACCUCUGAGAAAUGGUCGGGCUUCAUACCGCCGCAAGCUACCGCUAUCCUAGACCAAAUAGCCGUACAAGGGAAUCUAAGUCCUCUGCAGCGCAGCGUGUCACAAUGGACUGUCUACGUGAAUAUCAAUAACACCGCACAGCUGGAUUACAAACUCAUCCUCAGCUACCUCAGCGAUCUCAACACUCAAUGGCUGAAGGUCAACGAUUUCUCCCCCAAUCAGGUCAGAGCCGUGGAAGAGGCUACCGACUGCUUCGUCUCGCACAGCCUGAGACUCUUGAGGAAACAUUGCGAGAUUUGGCCAUCAGGGACUUUCGAGGGACAGGCGAACAUGAACGGCCUUCUGAAAUGCCUGGGUCUUAUCAGGAGAAUGUCUGCCUUUCGUCAAACCGACAACGAUAAGCAACGUAGACUGCAGGAGGACAUCGAACUCGCACUCACCGAGGGAGCUCAAUCCUGGCUCAAGGCUCAAAUAGCAGCCAGGGAGCCCAUGACCUUCGACACGGACGCUUCGAUCCAGGGGUACAUUGAAGUGCUUCGAGACGUCUCGCAAGAGCUGCGUCUGGGACAGAAAUACUACCACGACAGAUUUUCCGGCGAACUCGGAGUUCCGUACACAAACCUCAUCUACAGGAGCUACGAGCUCGAACUCGAAGAAGAGCUGGCGGGAGAAAUUAAGGACCUCGUCAGCAAGAUGGACAGCGAUGCGGCUUGGGCAACUCACGGCCCUGAUCCCAAGAGAGCGCAGGACAAGAGCAUGCGAGCCGGGACGCGACUUUACGAGCUCUACAUCGCAAUCCAGGAUUUCGUUAUGUUUCGUCGAUCAUUCGAAAACUACAAGCCCGCCAAAGAGGAAUUGACGCUGCAUCAGUUUCACUUGUGGUUUUCGGAAGCGGUGCAGAACUGGUUCCUGAUGGCGAAGGUUAAGUCGAAAGGCAUCAUCACGAAUGCCGUAGACGUCGACGCUGAGGAGAAUAAGUUCAAAGCUCUGGACCAGGUGAAGCACAGUGCGUCCGCCGUCGACGUAGCUGGCUGCAUCAAACAGAUCAAAUUGUUCUGGAAAGAGCUCGAUUGGCCCGACAAGGCUCAAUCUUACCCCCUGAUAAUAAAAAUUCUCGAGGCUAUAUGCGACUGUGCUCUACACUACGUCGGCCUUUGUCAUUCAAAGCUCGACUCGGCAGGAUACUUCGACUUCGAAGGGCAGUUCGACGUCGCCAGCGAGGUUUGCGUGAUUCUCUCGAAUAUCGAGUUCGUCCGGGACUACAUCCUGACCUUGAGUAAAGAUCUUCAUGUGCAAGAUGUUCUCGAUGCCAUCACUGAAGUCGAGGGCGAAAGCACCGCUGUGCAGUGCCGAACCGCAAUCGAGGCCAUGAUUGAAUCAACCGAUGAUGACGUCGUCAACAAAACUCUCUUCAUUCUCAAAGGCCUCGGCGAGAAAAUCCGACCGGAAAUUCGCAAGUGCAUGAAUCACGUCGCAUCCGAGCCGCAGAAGCGAACCGUCGAGGAAUCGCUCGAGCCGCUAUACGAGUACCUCGAACAGAAUCUGGCUAUGACCUACAACCAGUUGGAGCACGUGAAUUUCUAUCGAUUCAGCCAGAGAAUCUGGUCGGUGAUCAUCGAGGAACUCCGCAACCUAGCAUGGCAACACCGAGGUGGUAAGCAGGAAUUUUUCGAGAGGCUGAACGAAGCUUCGGACAAAAUCGGGACGUACAUGCACGCUUCCGGGAACGGUCUCACGCUCCAACACGUCAAGUCGGAGGAAUUCGAGCAACUGAAAGCCCAACUGACACGGAUGUUGACGCCAUCGCGACUUCUCAUAUCGGAUUAUUUCGCUGCCCGAAUAGCGAAACAGAACGAUCGCAUUGAAGCCAUCACACCUGGAGCUCAUCAAUAUGGAUUUCUGGCUGUGAAAGCGGCUCUGAUGUCCGACUCGAAGGAGAUCUAUGUCCACGUUCUUCGGGCUAGAGAUCUUCGCAGCAUGGACUCGAAUGGGUCGAGCGACCCGUAUGUGAAAGUCGAGCUGGUACCGCGACACGUCUUCAUGGAGACUCCUUCCUAUAAAACGAAAGUGGUCAAGAAGACCACUAAUCCGGUUUGGGGAGAAGAAUUCGUCUUUAAAUUGGAGGACGGUGUAGCUCCGAAAGACUUCGAUCCGGCGAUGUGUAUCCGAUUCACGGUGAUGGACCACGACUUGGUCGGAGCGAAUGAUUUCGAGGGCGAGUGCUUCCUGGGUCUCCGAGACUUACCCGUCAUCGAUUCGAGCGGCUUCGUUCAAUUGAAUUCGAUUGAUAUAAUUGACAUGCCACUGACGCAGCCAGAGGAAAAAGACGAGUUCCUGGGAAUUCUAGAGAAACGCAAAUGGGAUUCCGAAGCGGUGAAAUUCUCCGGGGAGCAACGUAAAAAGCAGAUGUAA
Messenger RNA from Galendromus occidentalis (western predatory mite), 3321 nucleotides. RefSeq names its product BAI1-associated protein 3. Lineage: Eukaryota; Metazoa; Arthropoda; Arachnida; Mesostigmata; Phytoseiidae. The coding region runs from base 1 to 3321 and encodes 1106 amino acids. The record is from RefSeq and is a predicted model, not a curated record. The transcript is spliced from 21 exons. Gene Ontology annotation, cellular component: secretory vesicle.